AAGGAAGAAGGAAAAUUUGCUCAGCUCACGCCAUUGCCUUUCGCCGUGGAGGAUGAAAAGUUUCGGAAACUUUUCGUCUUCAUUAUAAGCUGCUUUCGGUCUAAAGAACCGACGCCGACAGGAAUUAUAUCUGGACUGGACAUAUUCUCCUCUUGUCUGUGUAUAUGUGAGAGGAUUUACCAGAAUAACGCACACUUUCAUCGACAUGUAAAGGAAACAGGGGAUUUUACAUGCUAGUCAUAUUUUAAACACUUCUCAGAGACACCGGACAACCAUGUCGGGGGGUAUCGGUAUAUAUGCGGUCAAGAAACGGAAGAAGCCCGUUCAGAAAAUACCCAAACCACCACCACCUGAUGGUGUGAAAUCCAACCCCUCCAAGCGGCACAGAGACCGGCUGAACAGCGAAUUGGACAAGCUGACCAACCUUCUACCCUUCUCAGAAGAUGUCCGUGCACGGCUGGACAAACUGUCGGUGCUUCGACUCAGUGUUGGAUACCUGAAGGUCAAGAGCUUCUUCAAUGCCACAGUUAAAAAGACAGGAGGAAAUGGAUGGAUAAACGACCGGUCAGGGACAUUUGGAGGAAACGGACAGUCAACAGCCAGUCUGGAUGGAGUCAGUUUCUCAGAAGGGGAACUGUUGUUGCAGGCCCUCAAUGGCUUUGUGCUGGUGGUCACCGGCGAAGGUUACGUGUUUUAUGCAUCUCCAACUAUACAGGACUACUUGGGCUUCCAUCAGUCGGAUGUGGUCCAUCAGAGUGUAUUCGAGCUCAUCCAUACAGACGAUCGGGCAAUGUUUCGAAGGCAACUACACUUCGCUCUCAAUCCCACUUCGUGCGAUGGUAGCGAAGGAUCUGAUGCCAUUCAAAGCAGCAGUGACAUCACAAGAGACAUGGUAAACUACAACCCUCAACACAUCCCUCCAGAAAACUCAUCCUUCUUGGAACGAAGUUUCUGUUGCCGAUUCCGGUGCCUCCUUGACAACUCAUCAGGCUUCCUGGCACUGAACUUCCAGGGGAGGCUGAAAUAUCUCCAUGGGCAAAACAAGUUGGCUGAAGAUGGGACCUUGGCCCACCCUCAACUGGCUCUUUUUGUCAUAGCCACACCCCUCCAGCCACCCUCUAUCCUGGAGAUCAGGAGCAAGACUCUUCUUUUCCAAACCAAACACAAGCUGGACUUUACUCCUAUGGGUGUUGACACAAGAGGAAAGAUGGUUCUUGGGUACACUGAGACUGAACUGUGUAUGAGAGGCUCCGGCUAUCAGUUCAUUCAUGCUGCUGACAUGAUGCACUGUGCUGACAACCAUAUCAGAAUGAUAAAAACUGGAGAAACUGGUUUAACUGUCCUCAGACUUCUCACGAAAGGGGGUACAUGGGUCUGGGUACAGUCCAAUGCUAGGCUUGUUUAUAAAGGAGGAAGACCAGACUUCAUUAUUGUUCGACAAAGAGCACUAACUAAUGAGGAGGGUGAGGAACACCUCCGUCAAAGGAAAUUGCAGCUACCCUUUAGCUGCACCACUGGUGAGGGUAUCUUGUAUGAGACUGGCCCCACACUGGACAUCGCUGACAUUCAAAAUCCAAGCAAAGACCAGAAGAUGCACCAACCUCCAUCUCUGAACCCAGAAUCUCUUCUCGGCUGCAUGCUGAAACAGGGUCAUUCUGUCUACAACCAGAACAAUGACCCCAAUUCCCAGUUUACCCUUGACAAGGCUUUCAGGGAUAGCCACGCCCUGCUCAGUGUCCCUGGGAACACCUGGCAACCGUCAGCCCCAAACACUGUGGCUGGGAUAAAGGAGGAAGGUGUGGUAAAGGACAUGAUGGAAACCUUGCAGCAGAUUAUUGGGGACAGCAGUAUUUGUGGCCUUCAGGGGUUUGACAUGAACGAAUCGGACCUGAAGGAGUGGGAGAACACUCUGCUCAGGAUGAACUACAACAAUGAUAUGGAACUUAAUGAGAUCAUCACCAAUGAUAUUCUCUCUUAUGUCGAGGAUGCACUUUUCAAGGAAAAUGGUGUUCAAUUGCCUGAACAGCUCAAGGACCAUGGUCCAUUUGUUGAGGUGCCUGAAUGUCUUCCUGAGAUGGAGUUACAGAAUAACUUUGCUGCUAACCAGGCAUUCAGUUGCCAGGCAGAGAUGCUUGGUGGAUCCCCAGGUCAGGGUGGAUUCAUUGCAAUGAACAUCCAAGACAGAGUGGAUGCCAGUAGCCCUGGAAGAGGCAUGGUGAAGCUCACACAUAUGGGGUCACAUAUUCUACCUGGUGACACUUUCCUCCAAUCAUACGGACUAGAACAGACAACCCAGAAGAUGCCCAGCAAUAAUAACAUUAUGUUUAAUCCUCCGCUUGCCAUGAAGAGUCAGCAGCCAGCCCAAGUCAGGCUUGGUCUGCAAGGUGCCAUGCAAGAGAACGGAAUGGGGCCAUGUGGCCAGAGAGACCUACAGACUGGAAACCAGCCUCAUCACAACGCAAUGACUCUCCCUCUUCAAAGUUCUCUAUUGCAGGGCACUUCCGCCCAGCCAAUGGGCUUCCACGGCCAGAAUUCCCUUCCUCAACAACCGUCAAUUAAUCAAAACCCUCAGUGGGUGUCUGACAGCAACAAUAUGGUGGAUAACCUGCUGAACUCUUGCACCCGUAACGUUUCGGGUGUACAAGAUGCAGGACUGCACUCUAGCCCAACUAACCAACUACAAGGACAGUUUUCUCUUCACACUCAAAACACUGCCAAUCCAGGACUGCCUAGCUGGCAGCAAUCACAGCCUCAGCAGGUCUCUAAAUCCUUUUCCAGUGGGCAACAGAAUAUGACGGGCUUCAUUGGCCAAGUUACAGAAUUCCAAAGAGAUAUGCUUGGAGAACUGAUGUCGCACACAAAUGCACAAGGAUUUGGGUCUGGUUUCCUGCCCCAGACAACUGCAAAUGGCAUCUAUCCUCAGCAAGGAGAGGUUAUCAACAUCAGCCCUCAUCAGACCACCAACAGCUGCAUGUUCACAGGCACUCCUCAACCGUCAGUGAACGGGAUGCAGUAUGGUUCUGCAGAUCCGAUAUCUUCAGUGUCAUCCUGCCAGAGGGCUAAAGGUCUGGUUACCCAGAGUCCUACACAAGCAUCCUGUUACUACCAAAGAGGUCCUAGUGAGUCAGUCGUCGGCACGUCGGUCAUCCCACAAGAAGACACGAACAUCAGCCCUAUGGCCUGUCGAGUCCCACUUGGCUUAACUUCAGAUGACAUACUUACUCAGCAGUAUCUCUCCUGCAAUGGCCCGACUCAGAUCGCAAACCGUCCACUUGAAGAGAAAGGAACGUUCCAUUUUCCGCCGCUGGCCAAUGGAACCACCUACUUUUCCGAGAACAACCAAAGCAAUUGCUGCGACUAUUAGAUCACACUCAAUACAACGGCUGACACAUCAACAGUGCUGUACCUUUUUCUAGGAAACAAAAUGCAUAAAUACAGCAACUUGUUUGUACCUCGACAGACACGCAUCUGCUUCUAAAGACACUCUUGGCUGAAAACCUGCAAGACAUUACAGAACUUUAAAAAGCGAUUUUACCACACAUUUUUUUCACACUUAUCUACUUAUUCACUUGUUCACACCCUCUCUAAUGAGAAGUAAGCAGUGGCACAAAGAAAAUAUUAAUUUUUUUAAGCGCGUCCUUUCAUCCCUGAAGGAUUUCCAUUUGUUUUGCCACUCUGGCAUGGAAAAAGAGUGAGAUAGCGAGUGUAAUAGCAAGGAGAGGUGUGUGAGCAAGUGUGUGUAUGUGUACGCGAGGUAGCCUAGAGUUCAUUUAUGAAGUACGCAGAAGCAAUGGUGGAACCUUUUAAUUGCAGGGAUGAGAUUCUGAGGAAAUUCAAGGUGCACACAAGAUGCUAUUUAUUGGGGUAAGUUUCGACGUAAAAAGGGAAAGUCUGUCUCAGAGAAGGCGGCAGCCUCAGCCAGACCCUUUUAUCUGUAGACCUUUAACCUUAGUUUUAUCAAUGUAUCCCACUUUCUCGAAAGAAAUUAAUACUCUACUGAUGGCCUCUGUGGCACCAUUGGACUGUCAGAGCAAAUCGUUGAAUUUCUUGACUGCAAAAUUUUCCCAGAAUAUCCCUGAAUCUCCACCCACUGCAAGUUGGGAAAAAUGAAUAGUCCCAGGCCAUUUUUCUUCUCAACAACACUUUUAAGAGUAAAAACCGUCUGCUCUUGCCACCCUUUUAUGGUUGCGUUAACCAUAUGUUUCAUGUGUAUUACAACAAUAUCUGAAUGUUAUCACCAUAUUCUGUUUUGUUUAUUCUGUUAUAUUCUGUUUGUUUAAAAAUUGUCUUUUGUACUUUUUUAUGCAUAUAAUCGAAAUUAUGGAAAUGCCAUUGAGCCAUAUUUGUCCACUUUUAAUUUGCUGAUUUCCCUCUUGCUUUCUGUUUGCGUUACUGCUUAUACGGAAGAAUUAUAGGAAUUAUUCAAUCGCGUUGCAUGCCAUGAGAAUCACAGCAGCCAGCAUAUCCCGCCUCCAGAAGAAAGGUAAAAUCGAAUGUCUUCUAAAGACAGAACAGACUAGUCAUCAAGAAAGAUCCCAAACAAAAGUAAAUGUUUGUCUAGAGAACAUUUGAUUGUUUUGGGGUUUUUUAAUGGCCACAGUGAAAGUCUUUAUUCUUCUGUAGUGUCCUUCUUGGUCAAUCAGGAAAUACAGCAGCAGCCAAAAAGUUUAGAAUAAGCGAAGUGUAAAGAAUGUGUUCAAAAUUAGUUUUGCGUACAUUUUUCGCAUUAAAUUGAAUCCGGUUUCGUGAAUGAGGCAAAAGUUUGUAGGCCCCUUUGUGCCUUAUUUUGAAAGAAUAUAAAGCCAUUUGAUUCGAUUGUAUCAGCACUUUGAAUGUGUAUGUAUACCAAAACAUAUUUGUAUGAGAUGCUGUAGCUAUAGAAAUAUGACUGAUUGGUUUUAUUGUGCAAAGUGAACUCUUUGAAAAGGCCUUAAUAGCCUUACGUUUGUUCAUGUUUUUGACCGCUGUUGCUUCUGAGAUUUAUUCUUUCUCCCUGCAGUAAGAACAGAGAGUAUGGUGUGAUAAUAACAGCGAAUAUAUAUACAACCCUCAAACUCAUGCACCCAAAGCCUUUUCCUUUCAUCAUCUGAAAUGGGAACACUGUGUGCCUUAAUUUCUUUCUGCCCAAAGGAUAUUCCACUUAUUUCCCUCCCGUCUUCACCCUCUUUGGACGAAAUGAUCGUGGCUUGCAGAGGAGGAAAGGAAUUGAAAUGGCAGCUAUAAUUGAAUCUGAGAAGCAAUGUUUUUAACAACUGGUUGUUGUUUGCAUGGACGGAAUCGAUUAUGCUAGUUUGCUAAGUGUUGUACAUAGCCUCACAGUUCAAGAGUUACAGGACAUUUUUUGCCCGUCUUCUUAAGUGCCUUCAAACAGCUUUCGUUUUCUGAGAUUAGCGACUUUUUUCCCCUUUGAUUUCGUGUGAACUGAAAGUUAAAGGAGUUGUAAUGUAAAUAAGAGCGUUCUGUAUUUUAUUGCCAGAUGUCUUCUGGCUAAGAGAGGAGGUCAGUAAUCGCUAGAAGAUUUGUUUGAUUGAUGGUUGGUUAAUGGAUGAUCAGUUGGCUGAUUGAUCCGUUUAUCACUUGACAGAUUUAUUACGCACAAAUAAUAGCGAUGGAUUUGGUUUGCGCUGAUGUUCGUUUUCAUGCUUUAAAAUCUAUUACGCCAUGUCCUAACCAGGCUAUGAAACCUCUUCACGCGCUGGGUAGCUCCGUCCACAGUGCUGUAUAUUAAAUCAGUGGUUCUCAAAUGGCUUUGCUUCAGGACUCGAGAAUUGUACAAAAGCCAUUAGCUGGCAUUUUACGUAUCUUAUAUACUCUCAGUUAAAGUUUUUAACACUUUUUUGUGAAAUUAAAAAUGACGCACAAUUAAAAAAAUAUAUAAAAAUCUGUUUUCUUUCCUCUGCUUUGCUUAUUUAAAUGUCCAUAAUUUAGUAAAAUAUUAUAAUAAUGUUAAUUUAAUAUUAAAUAAAAAAUGAAAUAACUAAACUAAUAUUAAUUUCUGCAGCCAGUAAGUUUGUUUAAAACACGUUGUGGUGUCUAGGUCAUAUUUUUUUUCCAAUCAAAACAGACCUGUGACCCGAUUUUUGGACUGUGACCUACCAGUUGAGAACCACUGUAUUAAAUAUAAUAGCUUUAACUGAAAUGUAAUUUUCAGUGAUAAAAGACAAAUUACUUGUUGCGUAAAUCCUGUAUAUCUAGUUAGGAGAAUGUUUAGGAUAGUUUCAUGACUUCAGUAAGGUGCCUAAAUAUUAGUUAUUUCUGACUAGACAAGGUUUAGUGGUCCAGAAAAUGAUCUUUCAUUUCCUGUGCCUUCAAGUGCCAUUGACUAAAACAGGUUAGUAGUGGAUUAAGCACCAGUAAAUGACAAAUUUACCUCACUAACAGCAUUGAAAUCCCUCAGUGCCAAAAAAUCAUUCAUACACGCACUUCUUAGGACGUCCUCCCCUUCACCACUAAACUACGAAUCCCUUAGGAAGAAAUAACAGCACUUAACACUUCAGAUGCCUGCUUCUUGCAUAACAGCAUGUUUGUGAGGCCUCUCUAAAUGCAGUAUCUUUGUUUAUUUGUUGUAUCAUUGUACGUUUGUUUCUUUGCUUGUGCACCCAGCAUUGUAAAUGCUUAUAUGUGUACCCUAUAUCUUAUUGUGUACAUUGUUCUACACAACUGUAAAAUCUGUAUGCGUAAAUGGAUGUCUCACAAAUGCAGGCUAUACACACACACGCAUCUACAUUAUAUAUAUAUGUGUAUCUAUAUAUAAAAUAUAGCUCUUGUUUGUUUUGUAUUUGUAUUAUCAAAUGAUUCAUUUUUGUUGUGCCCCUCAUUGAUAUCUUUAUAACAUUAAAACGGGGUCAAAGUCUCAA
Onychostoma macrolepis is the source of this 6857-nucleotide messenger RNA. RefSeq names its product aryl hydrocarbon receptor 2 (gene ahr2). Gene Ontology annotation, molecular function: protein dimerization activity; transcription cis-regulatory region binding; nuclear receptor activity. Gene Ontology annotation, biological process: regulation of transcription by RNA polymerase II. Gene Ontology annotation, cellular component: aryl hydrocarbon receptor complex; nucleus. Bases 275 to 3364 code for a protein of 1029 amino acids. The transcript is spliced from 11 exons. The record is from RefSeq and is a predicted model, not a curated record. NCBI's taxonomy places the organism in Eukaryota, Metazoa, Chordata, Actinopteri, Cypriniformes, Cyprinidae.